Messenger RNA from Leptonychotes weddellii (Weddell seal), 10852 nucleotides. Lineage: Eukaryota; Metazoa; Chordata; Mammalia; Carnivora; Phocidae. The record is from RefSeq and is a predicted model, not a curated record.
AUGAGUUUUUAUAUAAUUCAUCAUUUUUUGGAUUUUGUGAAACAGAUUUACAAGGAGCUUCCAAAAGUAGUGAACCGCUACUUUGAGAACCCUCAGGUGAUCCCCGAGAACACAGUCCCUCCCCCCGAAAUGGUUGGUAUGAUCACCACAAUUGCUGUGAAAGUCAAUCCAGAGCGUGAGGACAGUGAGACAAGAACACAUUCCAUCAUUCCAAGAGGAUCUCUUUCUCUGAAAGUGUUGGCAGAAUUGCCCAUUAUUGUUGUUCUGAUGUAUCAGCUCUACAAACUGAACAUCCACAAUGUUGUUGCUGAGUUUGUGCCCUUGAUCAUGAAUACCAUUGCCAUUCAGGUAUCUGCACAAGCCAGGCAACAUAAGCUUUACAACAAGGAGUUGUAUGCUGACUUUAUUGCUGCUCAGAUUAAAACAUUGUCAUUUUUAGCUUAUAUCAUCAGAAUUUAUCAGGAGUUGGUGACUAAGUACUCUCAGCAGAUGGUAAAAGGAAUGUUACAGUUACUUUCAAAUUGCCCUGCGGAGACUGCACACCUCAGAAAGGAGCUUCUGAUCGCUGCAAAGCAUAUCCUCACCACAGAGCUAAGAAACCAGUUCAUUCCUUGCAUGGACAAGCUGUUCGAUGAAUCCAUACUCAUUGGAUCAGGAUAUACUGCUCGAGAGACUCUCAGGCCCCUCGCCUACAGCACGUUGGCCGAUCUCGUGCACCACGUCCGUCAGCACCUGCCCCUCAGUGACCUCUCCCUCGCCGUCCAGCUUUUUGCCAAGAACAUCGAUGACGAGUCUCUGCCCAGCAGCAUCCAGACCAUGUCCUGCAAGCUGCUGCUGAACCUGGUGGAUUGUAUCCGCUCCAAGAGCGAGCAGGAGAGCGGCAAUGGGAGAGAUGUGCUAAUGCGGAUGCUGGAGGUCUUUGUUCUCAAAUCCCCUGUGCCUCCAUUUGAAAAGCAAGGAGAAAAGGAUAAGGAGGACAAGCAGACAUUCCAGGUCACAGAUUGUCGAAGUUUGGUAAAAACCCUGGUCUGUGGCGUCAAGACAAUCACAUGGGGCAUAACGUCAUGUAAAGCGCCUGGUGAAGCUCAGUUCAUUCCCAACAAGCAGUUACAGCCCAAAGAGACUCAGAUUUACAUAAAACUUGUGAAAUAUGCAAUGCAGGCUUUAGAUAUUUAUCAGGUCCAGAUAGCAGGAAAUGGACAAACAUACAUUCGAGUAGCGAACUGCCAGACGGUCAGAAUGAAGGAAGAGAAGGAGGUGUUGGAACACUUUGCCGGUGUAUUCACAAUGAUGAAUCCCCUAACCUUUAAAGAGAUCUUUCAAACAACGGUCCCUUAUAUGGUGGAAAGAAUCUCAAAAAAUUAUGCUCUUCAGAUCGUUGCCAAUUCCUUCUUGGCGAACCCUACUACCUCGGCCCUGUUUGCUACAAUUCUGGUGGAGUACCUCCUGGACCGCCUGCCGGAAAUGGGCUCCCAUGUGGAGCUCUCCAACCUGUACCUCAAGCUGUUCAAGUUGGUCUUUGGCUCCGUCUCCCUCUUUGCAGCUGAAAACGAACAAAUGCUGAAGCCCCACCUGCACAAGAUUGUGAACAGCUCCAUGGAGCUUGCACAGACUGCCAAAGAACCCUAUAACUACUUCCUGCUUCUUCGGGCUCUCUUCCGCUCCAUUGGGGGAGGCAGCCAUGACCUCCUGUAUCAGGAGUUUUUGCCUCUCCUACCAAACCUCCUGCAAGGGCUGAACAUGCUGCAGAGCGGUCUGCACAAGCAGCACAUGAAGGACCUCUUCGUGGAGCUGUGUCUCACGGUGCCCGUGAGGCUGAGCUCGCUCUUGCCGUACCUGCCCAUGCUGAUGGACCCCUUGGUGUCUGCUCUCAACGGGUCGCAGACGUUGGUCAGCCAAGGCCUGAGGACCCUGGAGUUGUGUGUGGACAACCUGCAGCCUGAUUUCCUCUAUGACCACAUUCAGCCAGUCCGCGCAGAGCUCAUGCAGGCUUUAUGGCGCACCCUGCGCAAUCCGGCUGAUAGCAUUUCUCACGUGGCCUACCGUGUCCUUGGUAAAUUUGGUGGCAGUAACAGGAAGAUGUUGAAGGAAUCCCAGAAGCUGCACUAUGUUGUGACUGAGGUUCAAGGCCCAAGUAUCACAGUGGAGUUUUCCGAUUGUAAAGCAUCUCUUCAGCUCCCGAUGGAGAAGGCCAUUGAAACCGCUCUGGACUGCCUGAAAAGUGCCAACACUGAGCCCUACUACCGGAGGCAGGCGUGGGAGGUGAUCAAGUGCUUCCUGGUGGCAAUGAUGAGUCUGGAGGACAAUAAACACGCCCUCUACCAGCUUCUCGCACACCCUAACUUUACAGAAAAGACCAUACCUAAUGUCAUCAUAUCGCAUCGCUACAAAGCACAAGACACUCCAGCUCGGAAGACGUUUGAGCAGGCCUUGACCGGGGCGUUCAUGUCUGCUGUCAUUAAAGAUCUCCGGCCCAGCGCCCUGCCCUUCGUCGCCAGCUUGAUCCGCCACUACACGAUGGUGGCAGUCGCCCAGCAGUGCGGUCCUUUCCUGCUACCUUGCUACCAGGUGGGCAGCCAGCCCAGCACAGCCAUGUUUCACAGCGAAGAAAAUGGGUCGAAAGGAAUGGAUCCGUUGGUCCUUAUUGAUGCAAUCGCUAUUUGUAUGGCAUAUGAAGAGAAGGAACUUUGCAAGAUUGGGGAGGUGGCCCUGGCUGUCAUAUUUGAUGUUGCAAGUAUCAUCCUGGGCUCAAAGGAGAGGGCGUGCCAGUUGCCUCUGUUCUCCUACAUCGUCGAGCGCUUGUGCGCCUGUUGCUAUGAGCAGGCCUGGUAUGCAAAGCUGGGGGGUGUGGUGUCCAUUAAGUUCCUCAUGGAGCGGCUGCCUCUCACUUGGGUUCUCCAGAACCAGCAGACGUUCCUCAAAGCGCUUCUCUUUGUCAUGAUGGACUUGACUGGAGAGGUUUCCAAUGGGGCCGUCGCCAUGGCAAAGACCACCCUAGAACAGCUUCUGAUGAGAUGCGCGACACCUUUAAAGGAUGAGGAGAGAGCCGAAGAGAUCGUGGCAGCUCAGGAGAAGUCCUUUCAUCAUGUGACGCAUGACUUGGUUCGAGAAGUCACCUCUCCAAAUUCCACUGUGAGAAAACAGGCCAUGCAUUCACUGCAGGUCUUGGCCCAGGUCACUGGAAAGAGUGUCACUGUGAUCAUGGAACCCCAUAAAGAGGUCCUCCAGGAUAUGGUCCCGCCGAAGAAGCAUUUGCUCAGACAUCAGCCUGCCAAUGCGCAGAUUGGCCUGAUGGAGGGAAACACGUUCUGCACCACAUUGCAGCCCAGGCUCUUCACAAUGGAUCUUAACGUGGUGGAGCAUAAGGUGUUCUACACAGAGCUAUUAAAUUUGUGUGAGGCUGAAGACUCUGCUUUAACAAAGCUGCCCUGUUACAAGAGUCUUCCGUCACUUGUACCUUUGCGAAUUGCAGCAUUAAAUGCACUUGCUGCCUGCAAUUACCUUCCUCAGUCCAGGGAGAAGAUCAUCGCCGCACUCUUCAAAGCCCUGAAUUCCACAAACAGCGAGCUGCAGGAGGCCGGAGAAGCCUGCAUGAGAAAGUUUUUGGAAGGUGCUACCAUAGAAGUAGAUCAAAUCCAUACGCAUAUGCGGCCUUUGUUGAUGAUGCUGGGGGAUUAUCGAAGCUUGACGCUGAAUGUCGUGAAUCGUCUCACUUCCGUUACCAGGCUCUUCCCAAACUCCUUCAAUGAUAAAUUUUGUGAUCAGAUGAUGCAACAUCUACGAAAGUGGAUGGAAGUGGUGGUCCUCACCCACAAAGGGGGCCAGAGGAGCGACGGAAACGAAAGCAUUUCCGAGUGCGGGAGAUGUUCCUUGUCUCCAUUCUGUCAGUUUGAGGAAAUGAAAAUUUGUUCGGCAAUUAUAAACCUUUUUCACCUGAUCCCAGCUGCACCUCAAACUCUGGUCAAGCCUUUGUUAGAGGUGGUGAUGAAAACUGAACGGGCUAUGUUGAUUGAGGCUGGCAGUCCCUUCAGAGAGCCUCUGAUCAAAUUCUUGACACGGCACCCCUCACAGACGGUAGAGCUGUUCAUGAUGGAAGCUACACUGAAUGAUCCCCAGUGGAGCAGAAUGUUUAUGAGUUUUUUAAAACACAAAGAUGCCAGACCUCUGCGAGACGUGCUGGCAGCUAACCCCAACCGGUUCAUCACUCUGUUGGUGCCCGGCGGCGCCCAGACCGCCGUUCGCCCCGGCUCCCCCAGCACUAGCACCAUGCGCCUGGACCUUCAGUUUCAGGCCAUCAAGAUCAUAAGUAUCAUAGUUAAAAACGAUGACUCCUGGCUGGCCAAUCAGCAUUCUCUGGUGAGUCAGUUGAGACGUGUGUGGGUCAGCGAAACCUUUCAAGAAAGACACCGGAAAGAGAACAUGGCUGCCACCAACUGGAAGGAGCCCAAGCUGCUGGCCUACUGUCUGCUGAAUUACUGCAAAAGGAAUUACGGAGAUAUAGAAUUGCUAUUCCAGCUGCUCCGGGCCUUCACGGGUCGUUUUCUCUGCAACAUGACGUUCUUGAAGGAGUAUAUGGAGGAAGAGAUUCCCAAAAAUUACAACAUUUCUCAAAAACGUGCCCUGUUUUUUCGCUUUGUGGACUUCAAUGACCCCAACUUUGGUGACGAACUGAAAGCCAAGGUUCUGCAGCAUAUCUUGAAUCCUGCUUUCUUAUACAGCUUUGAGAAGGGGGAAGGAGAACAGCUCUUAGGACCUCCCAAUCCAGAAGGCGAUAACCCGGAAAGCAUCACCAGCGUGUUUAUAACCAAGGUCCUGGACCCGGAGAAGCAGGCGGACAUGCUGGACUCCCUGAGGAUUUACCUCCUGCAGUACGCCACGCUGCUGGUGGAGCACGCGCCCCACCACAUCCACGACAACAACAAGAACCGCAACAGCAAGCUACGCCGCCUCAUGACCUUCGCGUGGCCCUGCCUGCUCUCCAAGGCCUGCGUGGAUCCGGCUUGCAAAUACAGUGGCCACCUACUUCUGGCGCACAUCAUUGCCAAAUUCGCCAUACACAAGAAAAUCGUCCUUCAGGUGUUUCACAGUCUGCUCAAGGCCCACGCGAUGGAAGCUCGAGCAAUCGUCAGACAAGCGAUGGCCAUAUUGACUCCAGCAGUGCCUGCUAGGAUGGAGGAUGGGCACCAGAUGCUGACCCACUGGACGAGGAAGAUCAUCGUGGAGGAGGGCCACACGGUCCCUCAGCUGGUUCACAUUCUGCAUCUGAUCGUGCAGCAUUUCAAGGUGUACUACCCAGUGCGACACCACCUGGUGCAGCACAUGGUCAGCGCCAUGCAGAGGUUAGGCUUCACGCCCAGCGUCACCAUCGAGCAGAGGAGGCUGGCCGUGGACCUGUCCGAAGUCGUCAUCAAGUGGGAAUUGCAGAGGAUCAAGGACCAGCAGCCGGAUUCAGACAUGGACCCAAAUUCAAGCGGAGAAGGCGUCAACUCUGUCUCAUCCUCUAUUAAAAGAGGCCUGUCGGUGGAUUCCGCCCAGGAGGUGAAACGCUUCAGGACGGCCACGGGGGCCAUCAGCGCGGUGUUUGGGAGGAGCCAGUCGCUGCCCGGAGCGGACACCCUUCUUGCCAAGCCCAUAGAUAAGCAGCACACAGACACCGUGGUGAACUUCCUCAUCCGCGUGGCUUGUCAGGUCAACGACAACACCAACACGGCCGGCUCUCCUGGGGAGGUGCUGUCUCGCCGGUGUGUGACUCUCCUGAAGACCGCCUUGCGACCGGACAUGUGGUCCAAGUCUGAGCUCAAGCUGCAGUGGUUCGACAAGCUGCUGAUGAGUGUGGAGCAACCUAAUCAAGUCAACUAUGGAAAUAUUUGCACGGGGCUGGAAGUGCUGAGUUUCUUGCUCACUGUCCUUCAGUCUCCGGCCAUCCUCAGUAGCUUCAAACCCCUGCAGCGAGGCAUCGCCGCGUGCAUGACGUGCGCAAACACCAAGGUUCUCCGAGCGGUCCAUAGCCUCCUCUCCCGCCUAAUGAGCAUUUUCCCAACAGAGCCAAGCACUUCCAGUGUGGCCUCCAAGUACGAAGAGCUGGAGUGCCUCUACGCGGCCGUCGGGAAGGUCAUCUACGAAGGACUCACCAACUACGAGAAGGCCACCAACGCAAAUCCCUCCCAGCUCUUUGGGACCCUUAUGAUCCUCAAGUCCGCCUGCAGCAACAACCCGAGCUACAUAGACAGGCUGAUCUCAGUCUUCAUGCGCUCCCUGCAGAAAAUGGUCCGCGAGCACCUGAACCCACAGGCAGCGUCGGGCAGCACGGAAGCGACCUCAGGAACCGGUGAGCUGGUGAUGCUGAGUCUGGAGCUGGUGAAGACGCGCCUAGCCGUUAUGAGCAUGGAGAUGAGGAAGAACUUCAUUCAGGCCAUCCUGACCUCCCUCAUUGAGAAAUCACCAGAUGCCAAGAUCCUACGGGCUGUGGUGAAAAUCGUGGAAGAGUGGGUUAAAAACAAUUCCCCGAUGGCAGCCAAUCAGACGCCUACACUCCGGGAGAAGUCCAUUUUGCUCGUGAAAAUGAUGGCCUACAUAGAAAAGCGCUUUCCGGAAGACCUCGAAUUAAACGCCCAGUUUUUAGACCUCGUGAACUAUGUCUACAGGGAUGAGACGCUGUCGGGCAGUGAGCUGACCGCAAAACUCGAGCCAGCCUUUCUCUCUGGGCUGCGCUGUGCCCAGCCGCUCAUCAGGGCAAAGUUCUUCGAGGUUUUUGACAACUCCAUGAAACGUCGGGUCUACGAACGCCUGCUUUAUGUGACAUGUUCCCAGAAUUGGGAAGCCAUGGGGAACCACUUCUGGAUUAAGCAGUGCAUUGAGCUGCUCCUGGCGGUGUGUGAGAAGAGCACUCCCAUUGGUACCAGCUGCCAGGGAGCGAUGCUCCCGUCCAUCACCAACGUCAUCAACCUGGCCGACAGCCACGACCGAGCGGCCUUCGCUAUGGUCACACAUGUCAAGCAGGAGCCUCGGGAGCGAGAGAACAGCGAGUCCAAAGAGGAGGAUGUAGAGAUCGAUAUUGAGCUGGCUCCUGGAGACCAGACCAGCACACCCAAAACCAAAGAGCUUUCUGAGAAGGACAUUGGAAACCAGCUGCACAUGUUAACCAACAGACACGACAAAUUCCUUGAUACUCUCCGGGAAGUGAAGACGGGAGCCCUGCUCAGCGCCUUUGUCCAGCUGUGUCACAUUUCCACAACGCUGGCGGAGAAGACAUGGGUCCAGCUUUUUCCCAGAUUGUGGAAAAUUCUCUCUGACAGACAGCAGCACGCGCUGGCUGGUGAGAUCAGCCCGUUCCUGUGCAGCGGCAGCCACCAGGUGCAGCGGGACUGUCAGCCCAGCGCACUCAACUGCUUCGUGGAGGCCAUGUCCCAGUGCGUCCCCCCGAUUCCCAUCCGACCCUGCGUGCUCAAGUACUUGGGGAAGACGCACAACCUUUGGUUCCGCUCCACAUUAAUGCUAGAGCACCAGGCUUUUGAGAAAGGUCUGAGCCUGCAGAUUAAGCCGAAGCAAACGACGGAAUUUUAUGAGCAGGAGAGCAUAACUCCACCUCAACAGGAGAUACUGGAUUCCCUGGCUGAACUGUACUCUUUGUUACAAGAGGAAGAUAUGUGGGCUGGUUUGUGGCAGAAGCGUUGCAAGUAUUCAGAGACGGCGACGGCCAUUGCUUACGAACAGCAUGGAUUCUUCGAGCAGGCACAAGAAUCUUACGAAAAGGCAAUGGACAAAGCCAAGAAGGAGCAUGAGAGGAGUAACGCGUCCCCUGCUAUUUUCCCAGAGUACCAGCUGUGGGAGGAUCACUGGAUUCGGUGCUCUAAGGAGUUGAACCAGUGGGAAGCCUUGACGGAGUAUGGCCAGUCCAAAGGUCACAUCAACCCUUACCUGGUCCUGGAGUGUGCGUGGCGAGUGUCCAACUGGACUGCCAUGAAGGAGGCAUUGGUGCAGGUGGAAGUAAGUUGUCCCAAAGAGAUGGCGUGGAAAGUCAACAUGUACCGUGGAUACCUGGCCAUCUGCCACCCCGAGGAGCAGCAGCUCAGCUUCAUCGAGCGCCUGGUGGAAAUGGCCAGCAGUUUGGCCAUCCGCGAGUGGCGGCGGCUGCCCCACGUGGUGUCCCACGUGCACACACCUCUUCUCCAGGCAGCCCAGCAGAUCAUCGAACUUCAGGAAGCCGCACAAAUCAAUGCCGGCUUACAGCCCACCAACCUGGGCAGGAACAACAGCCUGCACGACAUGAAGACGGUGGUGAAGACGUGGAGGAACAGGCUGCCCAUCGUGUCUGACGACUUGUCGCACUGGAGCAGCGUCUUCAUGUGGAGGCAGCAUCAUUACCAGGGUAAACCUACCUGGUCCGGCAUGCAUUCAUCAUCUAUCGUAACUGCCUACGAAAACAGUUCUCAGCAUGACCCAAGUUCAAACAACGCCAUGCUUGGGGUUCACGCGUCCGCGUCGGCGAUCAUCCAGUAUGGGAAGAUCGCCCGCAAACAAGGACUGGUCAACGUAGCUCUGGACAUAUUAAGUCGCAUUCAUACUAUUCCAACGGUGCCUAUCGUGGAUUGCUUCCAGAAGAUUCGGCAGCAAGUCAAAUGCUACCUCCAGCUGGCAGGAGUCAUGGGGAAAAACGAAUGUAUGCAGGGUCUUGAAGUGAUUGAAUCUACAAACUUGAAAUACUUUACAAAAGAGAUGACAGCUGAAUUUUAUGCGCUGAAGGGAAUGUUCUUGGCUCAGAUCAACAAGUAUGUAUGUUAUACAGAAGGAGAAAAAUUCAUCAUAUAUUUUGAUUUCAGUGUUCCAGGAUCCAUGAAGCUUCACAAUCUUAUUUCUAAGUUGAAAAAGUGGAUCAAAAUCCUGGAGGCUAAAACCAAGCAGCUUCCAAAGUUCUUCCUCAUAGAAGAGAAGUGCCGGUUUUUGAGCAAUUUCUCAGCACAGACAGCGGAAGUAGAAAUUCCAGGGGAGUUUCUGAUGCCCAAGCCGACCCAUUAUUACAUCAAGAUUGCUCGGUUUAUGCCCAGGGUGGAGAUCGUGCAGAAGCACAACACUGCAGCCCGGAGACUCUACAUCCGCGGCCACAACGGCAAGAUCUACCCGUACCUCGUCAUGAACGACGCCUGCCUGACCGAGUCCCGGCGAGAGGAGCGCGUACUGCAGCUGCUCCGUCUGCUGAACCCCUGUCUGGAGAAGAGGAAGGAAACCACAAAGAGGCACUUAUUUUUCACAGUUCCACGCGUGGUGGCGGUGUCCCCACAGAUGCGCCUCGUGGAGGACAACCCCUCUUCUCUUUCCCUCGUGGAGAUCUACAAGCAGCGCUGUGCCAAGAAGGGCAUUGAGCACGACAACCCCAUCUCCCGGUACUACGACAGGCUGGCCACGGUGCAGGCACGCGGGACCCAGGCCAGCCACCAGGUCCUUCGAGACAUCCUCAAAGAAGUUCAGAGUAACAUGGUGCCACGCAGCAUGCUGAAAGAGUGGGCUCUGCACACGUUCCCCAACGCCACGGACUACUGGACGUUCCGGAAGAUGUUCACCAUCCAGCUUGCACUCAUUGGCUUUGCAGAAUUCGUCUUGCAUUUGAAUAGACUCAACCCCGAGAUGUUACAGAUCGCUCAGGACACUGGCAAACUGAAUGUGGCCUACUUUCGGUUUGAUAUAAAUGACGCAACCGGAGACUUGGAUGCCAACCGCCCCGUCCCUUUCCGCCUCACCCCCAACAUUUCCGAAUUCCUGACCACCAUCGGCGUCUCCGGCCCGUUGACGGCCUCCAUGAUCGCCGUGGCCCGGUGCUUCGCCCAGCCCAACUUCAAGGUGGAUGGAAUUCUGAAAACGGUGCUUCGGGACGAGAUCAUCGCUUGGCACAAAAAAACGCAGGAGGACACUUCCUCUCCACUCUCGGCCGCUGGGCAGCCUGAGAACAUGGACAGCCAGCAGCUGGUGUCCCUGGUGCAGAAAGCGGUCACGGCCAUCAUGACCCGCCUGCACAACCUGGCCCAGUUCGAAGGCGGGGAGAGCAAAGUGAACACGCUGGUGGCCGCCGCCAACAGCCUGGACAACCUGUGCCGCAUGGACCCCGCCUGGCACCCCUGGCUGUGAGGGCCCUCGGCCUGGGCUCCGCGUGGCAGCGGGAGACGUGGCCCGGGCCGUCAGCAAGGGCAGAGCGCAGACGUCCGAGCUGCUGCGGUCCCCUUCCAGAAACCAGGAUUCCCCGGCCUGGAAUUGCUUCCUGGAUUUUUUACCGUGUUUCUCCCUCUGUGUGAAUGUACAGCUUCAACUGUAGAAGACGGUUCUCUGUCGUCCAUUUUUAACUCAGAAGUAACACCUCACAGGAGCUUUGUGCUUUUGUACAGACUUUAUAACAGAUGUACGGAAAACCCACUUUGUUAGAGAAACAGGAAAUUAUGAGCAAAUCGUGCUGGCUUUUCUCUCAGCACAAACUUCUGUGCUGUAUGGAACCGGCUCUGGGGGCUCAGCGAGCGGCUGACGCGGGUCAGCAAGGCCUCCCUCGCCCCGUGGGAACGCCUGUCCUGUGUGUGUGGGGUCAGACUCCACUGGGAGAGCGUGAGCUCUGGGAGCGGCAGGGGAACGGUACGCUUUUCAUCGGCUGGUUCUUGGGCGCCUUCGACACGUUUACUGUCACUGUACUUGGAAAAAAAAACACUUUUUUCCGGCCUAAUUUAAAAAGAAAACAGCCACAAAAGUUUGUCGGUUCACUCCAGUCUGUUAUGUUCACGUUUUUAUAAAUAGGAGCUUUGAGAAUGUUCUAUCUAAAUUUGUACAGUGUGAUUUUUUUAGAAUAAAUAUUUUAUAAAAGGACGUGUCAUCCCUU